GGUUCGCCUUUGUAUACUUUGGUGGGGAAUGGGGCAUCCCCACCGUGCCCCCGUCGACCGAGCCAAACCACUGUUUGAACUUCAAGGUGCCUGAGCUAUCCGACGAGGAAGCCGUGGCCGCUAUCUACUUUCAGCUGGAGGCUAAGAUAGUCGACGGCGGCGAGGUGUUUGUAGCGGGGAACUGGCUCCCGAGCUGCAAACUGUUCAAGAACGAGCAUUUCCUGGCGGCCUUCGGCUUGAGUCCGGCCUUUCCCAAGGGUAAUUCGGCAAAAAGGGGGUCCGGUUGACUUAUAUUUAUGCUUGCUUUGUUAUUUUGUUCUAACUCUUUUUUCCUUUUUGCAGAAGCCUCCCUAGCCUUUCUCAAAGAGACCGACUCAGAGAUGGCUGAACGAUUGACCUCUGCUGCACUGAAGGCGGCUCGGAUUAGGGCCGAGAUGAAGGCCAACAAGAUCAACAAGCCUUCGAAGCCAAAAGAUCCUUCCAACCCUAAACCGAGGAAGCGCAAGGAGCGCACCGAGGAGAGGGUUGAAAUGACGGAAAAGGCUUUGGCGAAGGCCCGAGCCGAGCAGGAGGCUGCCGCCAAGAAGGCUAGAAAGGAUCCUUCUAUCGAGGUGAAUAGUCCUCGACCCGAUUCAGGAGGUGGGGGACACAUGUCUCGGUCCACCCUUCAGAUUUCGAGCCUGUUCGGAGUCCGGGGUACGAACCGGGGGCCUCUCACCAUUCUCCGACCGAGCGCUCUUUAUCCGAGGCUCCGGUCCCGUUUACGCAAAUGUCCAAGACGGACAAGAAGAAGAGGAUCUCCGACGCAUUGGAGAUCCUAUGUACUCAAACGGACCGGGACCACAUCAACGAGGUCAACCCGAGGAAUGAGUCGAGUGAGCUCUUCCGCUCUUGGAUGGACUUUUCCAUCCGGAUGACCAAGGUAGCCGAAGACCGGCUCGCCCUGGUACAAGAGGUCUCGGACCUGAAGCAGGCGGCUCGGUCGCACUUUGAUGAAGUGUACC
Beta vulgaris subsp. vulgaris (sugar beet) is the source of this 1004-nucleotide messenger RNA. RefSeq lists its product as uncharacterized. The coding region runs from base 297 to 917 and encodes 206 amino acids. The transcript is spliced from 3 exons. Lineage: Eukaryota; Viridiplantae; Streptophyta; Magnoliopsida; Caryophyllales; Amaranthaceae. The record is from RefSeq and is a predicted model, not a curated record.